CCACGUCCCCUCCGCUGGAUAGCCCCUUCUGUGGAUUUUUCAAUGAGAACCCCGAAUGUCAAGAUAAAGGUAUCUCAUCGUUGGUUAUAGCAGGAAUCACAGGCCUUUCUGUCGUUCUAGUCGGGACUCUCAUAAUCUUCCUUGUCUACAGGAAGAUAAAGCUGGACACUGAGAUUCUUAGGAUGUCAUGGAAAAUAUCCUGGUCUGAUUUGAUUUUUCCGGAGCAAACCAAGUCGGGAAAUUCAAGAUUUUCAGGCUCAUUUGUUAGCGCACUGAGUGAGAGAGGGAACAUUGUGAAUAAUCCCAAACAGGUGUUUGCUACUAUUGCACACUACAAGGGCCGAUUAGUGAUGGUUAAACGAAUAGAGAAAACGAAGGUUGAUCUAACACGAGCCGAACUGAAGGACUUCAAUAACAUGCGGCAAGUCGAACAUAACAACCUAGCCCGGUUUGUAGGAGCCUGUGUGGAUAUCCCAAACGUCUGUGUUGUCAUAGAAUACUGCCCUAAAGGGAGUUUACAGGAUAUCUUAGGAAACGACAGUUUGAAGUUGGAUGCCAUGUUCAAGGAUUCAUUGAUUGUGGAUAUCAUUCGGGGACUUCAUUACCUCCACAACAGUGUUAUUGGAGUACAUGGGCGACUGACGUCAUCAAAUUGUGUGGUGGAUAGCCGGUUUGUCCUCAAGCUAACAGACUUUGGUCUUCCAAGAUUCCGCAAAUCGGACAUCGUUUCGCAUGAAGAUGAUGCGAUGAUAAAGAAACAAAAAUUGUUAUGGAAAGCACCAGAGGGGCUCCUCAAUCCGUCUGUUGAACCGACGCAGGAGGGUGAUAUAUACAGUGUUGGGAUCAUUCUGCAGGAGAUAGUUACUAGAAACCCGCCAUACGAAGAGGUUCGUCAGACGAUGGAUAUCGAUGAUAUUCUGAUGAAGAUCAAAGAAAAAAGUGAUCCUCCUUUCAGACCCAAGGUGGCGCCAAGCUCAUGCCGUCCAGAGAUACAUGCAGUGAUGACGUCAUGUUGGGAACAACAGCCUGAGAUGAGACCAUCCACUGCAUGGCUUCUAUCAACUAUGAAGAAACUGAACAAAAAUUUUUCUGGAGGUAGUAUAUUGGACAACCUGUUGAAUCGUAUGGAGCAGUAUGCCACUAACCUUGAAGCUCUUGUGGAGGAAAGGACAGCAGCAUUCCUAGAAGAAAAGAAAAGAUCCGAAACACUCCUCUAUGAGGUUUUACCUAGAUCUGUAGCAGAGCAACUAAAGCGAGGGGAGGCGGUCAAUCCUACAUCUUAUGAUAGUGUGACAAUCUACUUCAGUGAUAUAGUGGGUUUCACAACACUCUCAGCGGAUAGUACCCCGAUGCAGGUGGUAGCCCUUCUCAACGAUUUGUAUACAUGUUUUGAUGGAAUCAUUGGGCAUUACGAUGUUUACAAGGUAGAAACUAUAGGCGAUGCAUACAUGGUUGUCUCUGGUCUACCAAUAAGUAAUGGUAAGCUUCACGCCAGGGAGAUAGCUGCCAUGUCACUAGCUCUUAUUAGAGAGGUUUCAACAUUCAGAAUUUGCCAUAGACCAGAAGAAAAGCUCAAACUAAGAGUAGGCAUUCACUCAGGGCCUUGUGUUGCGGGUGUUGUAGGGUUGAAGAUGCCUCGGUACUGCCUAUUUGGAGAUACCGUCAACACUGCUUCGCGAAUGGAAUCUACAGGAGAAGCAAUGAAGAUCCACGUCAGCGAAGAAACCAAGCAAAUUCUGGACGAGUUCAAGUGUUUUCAGACUACUCUCAGGGGAAAGGUCGAACUCAAGGGUAAAGGAUCGUAUCUCACCUACUGGCUUCUUUCUAUGGAUGCAUAACAAUACAUAGCUCACCUAGCCUUCAACUACAUGGCCUUCUGUAAUGAAAAAAAGAUUGAUGGUCACUAAUUUGUCACAUGCAGACGUUUCAAUCAUCAUUGGGACAUUACAUUGACACAAUCAGGACAACUUCAUACCUAUUCCCAUAUCGACGCUCAUACAUGAGGCAUUCACUUGAAUGGAUGAAUGGCAAAUACAGGAGAGCUACAGCUGUCCAUAUCCUGUAAACAUAAAAUGGAACAGACGGGUACUUUGCUGUCCAUUCUUCAUAAAAACGAACAAGUUCUUCUUGACCGAUGGACAUCGCAAAGAGGGUUGUGUCCACUGUGCUAGAUCAUACUGAGACCACCCGCCUGCCCAGAUGAACGCAAAUAAAAUUACAUAAGAAAAUAUGACAGUGACAGCAAAGUGUGUGCAUCUCGAUGUUACCAUAGUGUUUUACAUAUACAAUAUGACGUCACUCAUCCCAGUGUUACCACAGUGUGUAUCGUAGUGCUGGCACACAGUGCAUUGCAUUAAUUAUUCAAUUAGUGUUAAUACAUAC
This is a messenger RNA of Lytechinus variegatus (green sea urchin), 2382 nucleotides long. Its product is annotated as atrial natriuretic peptide receptor 2-like. The coding region runs from base 183 to 1838 and encodes 551 amino acids. NCBI's taxonomy places the organism in Eukaryota, Metazoa, Echinodermata, Echinoidea, Temnopleuroida, Toxopneustidae. The transcript is spliced from 17 exons. The record is from RefSeq and is a predicted model, not a curated record. Gene Ontology annotation, biological process: intracellular signal transduction; protein phosphorylation; cGMP biosynthetic process. Gene Ontology annotation, molecular function: protein kinase activity; ATP binding; peptide hormone binding.